Messenger RNA from Capsaspora owczarzaki ATCC 30864, 1956 nucleotides. RefSeq lists its product as hypothetical. The record is from RefSeq and is a predicted model, not a curated record. Gene Ontology annotation, cellular component: nucleus; mitochondrial matrix. Gene Ontology annotation, molecular function: DNA-directed DNA polymerase activity; chromatin binding. The coding region runs from base 1 to 1956 and encodes 651 amino acids. NCBI's taxonomy places the organism in Eukaryota, Filasterea, Ministeriida, Capsasporidae. The transcript has 10 exons. Gene Ontology annotation, biological process: error-prone translesion synthesis; replication fork processing; mitochondrial DNA replication.
AUGUCGUUCUAUCGUCCAAAGCCCACACUCACUUCCGCGUCCAGCAGCAAUGCGGCUACGCAGCGUGAAACUGGUCCCGACAUGAAUUCUGAUUCAAUUGUUGGACACGCAGCCGCCAUUCCUGCCAUCCACGCCGAGGCCACUUUGGACGCGCCCACUGCGUCCACAACCGAGCGCUUUGAUGUACCGACCAAGCGGCUCGUUCAAGCCCGGCGCCGCGAGCUCCUAUGGAAGCAAAAGCUUGAUCACUACAGAGCAGUCGCAGCUCGGCUUGCUCGGACGCACCUUCCAGCCGAGAAUCCCUUCAGCGCAUCGCUGUUUCAUGUGUGGCGCAUCUUCCCGAAACAGGACAUGGCGUUUGCGUUUGCCGGCUCGUGCUUCCACAAGGUGCAUGUAUUUGCAUUCGAGGCACCAAACUUUACUGCGGGCCGGCGCAAGUUUCUGGUGACUUCCUAUGCCGAAUUUUGGCACGUUUACAGUCAGCUUCUGUCGGAUCAACGGCACUACUAUGAAGUCAUUCCAGAUGGCUGCGUCUGCAAGGCGUACUUUGACGUCGAGUUUAAUGCCUCCCUCAACCCGACUUUAGACGGGUGCAAGGCGAUUGAUGCAAUCCAAUAUGCGUUUCGGAAAUGGUUUUCAAUCACGGUUGCGCGAGAUCAGAUUUUGGAUCUUGAUUCUACGACGCAAGCAAAGUUUUCGAGACAUUUAAUUGUAAAUUUGCCCGGUGCAGCCUUUCAGAGCAACGAGCAUGUUGGUCUUUUCGUUGAAUGGCUGGCCGGUCAAGCAGAGUGCUGGCGGACGGAUCCAUCAACGAUGCCCGCGGAGGUCGGCAUCGGAGCCGAUGAGGUUGAAGUGCUAUUUGCCUGCACUGAUAAAGGAACUCGCACGCUGAUGGUUGACCGAGGCAAGAGAGUGGCCGUUGAAUGGUGGAUGUGUGUGUAUUCGCGGAAUCGCAACUUUCGCAUUUACCUCUCUUCCAAACAAGGGAAACGCGUGCGCCUCGUCGCUUCCGAGCAAAACUCGCGCAUUCCCAAAAGUUCAGAGACGGGAUUGCCCAUGGUCGUUCCCAGCACGCCUGCCAGUUUGACUGCAACUUUGCCUGAAAAGGUUUGGUCUGCAAGCGAGCGAGCCUUUCACCAUGCCGUCUUUCUUGAUUCCUUGAUUUGUAACGUUCCCUUUUCACAAGGCGUGCGCAUCCUCAGCUGGCCAGGGGCUUCAGCGGCUCCACGUCGAAAAGCGUUCACCGCUGCCACCAGCUCAACCGUCGGCGGGGCUAACGUCAGAACGAGCCAGGGUGAGGCGAGUUCACCCUACCCUGCAGUCGACGCUUUCAUUCUGAACGCUGCGUCAGCGAUGGGGCCACCUGCUCGAUUGCGCCGUUGGAUUCACUUUUCGGAAAGCAUGUGUCUCUUAUAUGACAUUUCGGGAAAUCGAUGGUGUCAUAACAUUGAUCGCGAGCACAAGUCGAAUGGCGUUUACUACGUGGUGGACCUGUCCUCUCGCACAUGGUCACAGCGGUGCUACGACCCCGACUGCCGCGGUUUUCGCUCGGCUACUUCUGUGUUGCCCAACGAUGUGCUUCAAGCCAGCGGUGCAUCGGAGGGUCGUUCCCGUGAUGGGAUCGCUGGCGGCGAAAUAGAUGAGGAUGAUCCAUACUUGCUUCUGACGGCCGAAGAUGCUUCGUUCCUUGCUGCACUAGAGUCUCUGGAGUCUGAUGCGUUGCCAUCAUCUGAGUCAGCUUUGGAGAGCAUCUGCUGCGAGACCGAGCUUUGUGACUCUGCCGAAGAUCUUGAGUUGGACAAGGUGAUGAAUCAAGUGUUGGAUAUCGUCGAAAUGGAAGCUAGGAAUCGUGGUUCACCCGUCGAGCAUGAUGGCUGCAAUCAGGGCAUCAAGAGACGGCGCCGAUCGCAGGAUGGACUUGACGAUGACAGCAAGCGCGAAUGUCUGGAAUGGUGA